GACGAGUUUUGCGAUUUUUGUGGGGCAUGACCGCUGUCGCUGUAUUAUUUCCGGGGAAGUUAUUAAAUCGGCGGUCAAAGUGAACGCCGCGGCUGGGAAGUGAGACCGAGGUAUACCGUCCGGGAGUGGGAGAACUGCGAUGUGCAGGAAAAAAAGUGUGUGUGCACCUGUUAAUACGAACGUGACCAGGGUAACUCGACGACGAUGACGGAAGGCGGGCCGAACAUAAGUGACCUGAUGACGAAGAACAAGCAAAGGAACUGGCGGCGUUUGCUCACCGGUGGCUUGAUCAUCGCCGUCGUGCUCGGCUUGGUCGUCACUGCGACGAUUCUUUUAACCGGAAGCCCGGACUCCUCCGGCACGAGGACGCCAGCCGCACCUGGCAUCUCCCUUGAAGAAUGGCUCGCCGGCUCGUUAUCCCCGAAGAGCUUCAACGGCACGUGGAUCAGCGGGAACGAGAUACUGUACCGCGAUGAGGCCGGAGAUCUCGUGAUCUAUAAUGUCACAUCAAAAGAGCCGAGGAUUAUCCUGCACUCCAGUAAUGCGGCACUUUUAUCGAGUUUCGACCAUCAGCUCUCCGCCGACGGGAAGUAUCUUCUGCUGGCCAUCGAUUACCAGAAGCUCUAUCGGCACACGUACCUGGCCCACUACAGGAUCGUGAAUCUGGAAACCUUGGCGGAAACGUCAUUGACGGCGAACGACUCCAUUUCCCUGCAGUUGGCUACCUGGGCGCCACGUGGCAACGCGCUCGUCUACGUGCACCAGAACAACAUCUAUUACAGGCCGGAAGCGGAAGUGGCUGUCGACUAUCAAAUCACCGACACCGGGGUCUUCGGGACCAUUUAUAAUGGAGUGCCGGACUGGGUGUACGAGGAGGAGGUGUUCGGAUCAAACAAGGCUUUAUGGUUCUCGCCGAGCGGUACUAAACUGGCGUUCGGUUACUUCGACGACAGCCGCACGCCGGUCAUAACGAUACCGUUUUACGGCUACCCGGGCAGCCUGACGUUCCAGUACACGUCCGCGAUCUCGAUCCAUUACCCGAAGAGCGGCACAACCAAUCCCACGGUGAAGCUGUUCUACGUCGACUUGGAGAAGGUGGUGCGCGGUAACGGGAGCUUAACUGAAAUCGAACAUCCGGCCGAGUUAUCCUCGACGGAACGGAUUUUAUCUGCCGUCGCUUUUCCCACGGACAAUCUCGUGUACGCGACCUGGAUGAACAGAGUGCAGAACAAGGC
Nomia melanderi (Alkali bee) is the source of this 1235-nucleotide messenger RNA. The record is from RefSeq and is a predicted model, not a curated record. Lineage: Eukaryota; Metazoa; Arthropoda; Insecta; Hymenoptera; Halictidae.